This is a messenger RNA of Opisthorchis viverrini, 219 nucleotides long. RefSeq lists its product as hypothetical. The transcript has 2 exons. The annotation marks the transcript as partial. Lineage: Eukaryota; Metazoa; Platyhelminthes; Trematoda; Opisthorchiida; Opisthorchiidae. The record is from RefSeq and is a predicted model, not a curated record.
AUGCCCAAGCUCUCUCGUUCACUGUGGAAACUCAUUGACAAUCGCAACCGGACAGGGCAUGUUAGUAAAGCCAGAGAAUCUGGCAAUCCGAACAAUCUGGAAUCCGCCUCCGAAAUAAAACGCGAACAAACAGAAAUAUACCAACAAUUGUCCCUCCCCGAUUUCCCAUUUGUCUGCCGGGUUGCUUUACCCCCAGAAACUGCAGAAUACUCGAUUGUC